This is a messenger RNA of Nelumbo nucifera (sacred lotus), 3010 nucleotides long. RefSeq lists its product as uncharacterized. The record is from RefSeq and is a predicted model, not a curated record. Lineage: Eukaryota; Viridiplantae; Streptophyta; Magnoliopsida; Proteales; Nelumbonaceae.
GGUAUGUGCUGUGGUACGUUGUGGGGCGCUACCUCGUGGUCGUGGGGGGCUGAUGUGCAUUGUGAGCUGCAUUUAAAUGUUGGGAGCGUUUUAUUGGUGGGACGGGUUUUGAAUUAGUGAAUUCGGAUCAGCCGAUGGCAACAACGUACCAACCAGCAAUGCAACCUCACAUCGGGAAUUGGUGUGACAAUGAAUCCAGUCGGUAGCAGAUCGGGAAUUGGUGUGACAACCAGCAAUGCAACAACGUACCAACCAGCAAUGCAACCUCACAGUGGCGGGUUGGGACAGUUUCGGACUUUCGGUAGCAGAUCCCAACCCCGAAUUGGUGUCCGGAUCUGAUUGGCUGUACAACUGCAUCCGGUCCGGUCCUUUCAAAAGUGCCGUCUCCCUCCCUCAUUUUCCCCGCCAAAAUACAGGAGGAAGAAUGGAAGAUAGCCCUGCCGAAGUUAAACGGUGAGCAAUUGAAAUUUGAUUGAAGUGUCAAAACUCAAAACCGCUGUGUAACAAUGAAUCCAGUCGAAGAGGAGGAUUUCAACCCCGCAAAUUCAACCUGGGAUACUCAGAGCUUGAAACAGCUUUUAUAUGUAAUGGAAGAUCCAGAGGUUUUAAAGGCACCACUUCUCAGAAGUUUAUAUUGUCUUCUUGUCUACUUGUUUUCAAAUUCAUCAUUGCAUUGCUCUAACAUUGAAGCGUUAAAAGAUUUGAAAAGGGAGAGCCAUCAGUUUGAUUUGAAAGCAACAUUUGCUGAUAUCUGUAAGCUCUCCAAUUUUCUCUUCAAAGAACUCCAGAGGAAGUUUGAAAAGUUAUCUGCUUGGCUCAAUUCAUCUGUAAAUAUGGCAACCGACCGAGCUAGACUUUGUUCAGAUAUUUUGACCCAUCCAGAAGAUCUAACUAUGCUGUUAAGAUGCUGUCUAAUUACCCUGCUCUUGCUAGAGUUUGACCAAAGUUUUCUUUUAGAAAAAUGCCAAGUUCUCCUUGAGGUACUUCGGAAAGUGUGCUCUCCAGAUCUGUUAUUAUGUAUUUCUGGUCAUAUGAAAGAAAAUGAGAAAAGCACUAUUAGCUUAAAGAGAUCAGUUUCACAAGAGUGCAUUUAUGCUAGUAAUAAUAGUAUCACCUCUGUGUCUGUGGUUGAGGAAUUCAACGCUUCCAUGUCUUUAGCUAAGCAGCCUUGUUCACUCAUUCCUAUUCUUUGCUUGAUGCUUGAGGUCUUUGCAGAUGAGCUUUUGGUGCAUAGACGUUUGAGACAAUAUUUUAUAGUAAUAGAUUCUGUUUCUUGCAUGGGUGAAAAUUUGUUUAUAUGUGAUAGUAGUCAUGGUGAUAGCAAUGAUGUGUUGGAGGUGGUAUCUGCUCAUUUUCUCCUUUCAGUCUCUGACAAGCAACAAUUUAACAAGUUCUUGAGCACAUUAUUUUGGUUUCAUGACAAGGAACUCAGAUUUCCAGAACUGAGCUUGACAGCAGCUAUAGUAUUGCUUGGAACUCCCACAGUGUUUUCUGCACCACCAAUAUUCCAAGUACAUCUCAUUUCCUUGAUUUCCAGAGCUGUUGGCAUUGUCAGGGAUCCAGAGGACACACGAUUAAAUCCCAGAGCUAAGAAUUGCUACAUAUCAGCAUUUGAACAUUCAGUCAUCUUGUACAAUUUACAUAUUUCUAGUUUGGAAUUUGGCAGCAAUCAUUUUGGAGGUAACAUUAAAUUGGUUGAUAAACCAUGUAUACUGGGAGGAGGGUGUCAACCAUCUUUUCAAUCUAAUGUUCGACCAGUCACAUAUAAUAGAAUUAAUCAUGAAAUCCCCAAGUCAACUUGCUCUUGGCAUUCUGGUGUUCAUGAAUCUUACUCCAAAAUGACAUCUGGUAUAAUGAGUGUCUCUAUUGCAUACAUGACAGAGAACCUGUACAUUCUUGACAAGACAUGCAGAGAUGAGAUUUUCUCAAUUCUAAAGUAUAUCAUAUCAAGGAUCCUCUCAAAUGAAAUUGCUUUUAAUGUAUUGAAUAAAGAUGUAAAUGGAAUUUCAGAAAAAAUGUAUCUUCUUGCAUCUAUACUAAAGUUAAUGAGCAGCUCAUUGCUGCAAAUUGUUUGGUGGCUGAAACAAAAUGGAAGUUCAGGUUGUCAAAAAACAUUGGAAGAUUAUCCUUCAUGUAGAGAAUAUGAUUUUAUAAUGGGUAUAAUUGGUUGCUUUCAACAGUACAGUGUCAGUCAGCCAAUCCAACUCAUCUUUUCUGAUGCAAGGGGAGUAUACCCAGGCAGACAUAAGGAGUCGAUAGUGAUGCUCAUACACAUGGCAGGAUUGUUGUUGUUUAGUUUUAAUAGUGGGCUGGAAUUCCUGUGGAAGAGUUGCAUAUUCAUGAUGAUGACAAUUAUGAAUCUAAUUACUUUUGAAGAGGGUAAUGUGGAUGGGUUGAGGUCACUUCUUGGCUUUGAAAAGGAAUCUGCUCAGCCUUUUGUUGAUAAAUCCCCAGAGGUUCUAAUUGAAAUAAGUUCUAGCGCCAUAGUUGCAAGGCAAUUCCAAAAAAUUAAGAUGACGUACUUGAGAUCAAAGGCUCUCACAAGAUACAUUGCAGGAGAAGAAGUUGUCCAAUCAGAAACUUUAGAAAAUACACUGGUCCUUGGGGAUGUAGAGUCUCAGUGUGUUCUUGGCAUAGAGGAAGAGGAUACCUGUAAUGGUGAAAAUUUUAUCAAACUCAUACAAGGAGGCCAUCCAAAAUCUGAUUUGGAUGAUUUGGUUGAUUUCGUCGAGUGCAAACAAGGUAAGGAUUAUUCCAAGUGGUUGAAGGAUCGAGAAAGGUUUCGGAAGUGGAAAUCUGAGAAAGUGGCAACCGCAAGUCAACAAAGAAAGAAAACUUUGCGGAAGUUUCUGACUGGAAAAUGAGCACAGUUUUUUAUUUUUUUACGGAUUAUAAUUUGGAUAGAAAAUCUGUGGACAAACAUGUAUAAGAAGGUCAUAAUUUAUCAGCAGGACUCUCUUUUUAAUUGUAUUUUAAUGCUGUAUUUUUAAGAGGCACAAGUUUUUUCACA